This is a messenger RNA of Bubalus bubalis (water buffalo), 4509 nucleotides long. RefSeq names its product G protein subunit alpha transducin 1 (gene GNAT1). NCBI's taxonomy places the organism in Eukaryota, Metazoa, Chordata, Mammalia, Artiodactyla, Bovidae. Bases 1852 to 2904 code for a protein of 350 amino acids. The record is from RefSeq and is a predicted model, not a curated record. Gene Ontology annotation, cellular component: heterotrimeric G-protein complex. Gene Ontology annotation, molecular function: GTP binding; GTPase activity; G-protein beta/gamma-subunit complex binding. Gene Ontology annotation, biological process: adenylate cyclase-modulating G protein-coupled receptor signaling pathway. The transcript has 8 exons.
GGUUGUCUUUUCAUUUUGUUUAUGGUUUCCUUUGAGGUGCAAAAGCUUUUAAGUUUGAUUAGGUCCCAUUUGUUCAUUUUUGCUUUUAUUUCUAUUGCCUUGGGAGACUGACCUGAGAAAAUACUGGUACGAUUUAUGUCAGACUGCUUUGCAUACAUUCCCUUCUAGGUGUUUGAUGAUGUCCUGUCUUACAUUUAAGUGUUUAAGCGACUUUGAGUUUAUUUUUGUGUGUGGUGUGAGAGUGUUCUAACUUCAUUGAUUUACAUGUGCCUGUUCAGCUUGCCCAACACUAGGGACAGUCUCAAUGCUCAGAAUAUGGGGCCCUGGCAGCCUUGCGUCCGCAAGAGUUGAGUGCUAAGGCAGCAAGUUUUCUGGGGAGUUCAGCCAGGAGGGGGCUGAGAGCCCAGGAUCUGAGUCUUCUCAUGGGAGGUGGCAAAACUCCAGAGGCUGCAACUCAACACUACAUGCUCAGCUGAACCACUUCCACUUAGGAGCACAUCCUGUCCCGUCUGAACCCCACACAGACAUCUAACCCCUAAGCUGAGGCAGGCAUGCCCUGGAGAUAUCCCUGACAGGUCCCAGAGCACCCACAAGGGACAGAAGAGGAGUGGGGCUCAUCCGCUCCUCCCCUGGGAAUGCCAGACCUGCUCUGGGACUCUGUUCCCAUCUGAUAACAGGCCUGCAAGAUGUUCCCUGGAAGAGCCUGGCCACCUCUGCAGGUCAGACUGCUGACCUCAAGUUUAUGGGUACACGCACAUGCAAGUGUGCACACAUACAGGCAGACACGUGCAUAAAUGUACGUGCACACAGGCAAAUCCACACACACGCAUUUCACCUGUGCAUGCACUUAUACAUUCACACACAUGCAACAUUAACCCACAUAAGCAUAGCAAAGUACACAUAUAAACAUGCACAUGAGAAGUGCACAAAAGCAUCCAUGCACACACACACAUGGUACACAAACAAGCAAGCAUAGACAUACACUUGUACUCAUGAAAGCACAGGCACAUGUUUACACGCAAGUAUACACAGACAAACAUAUGUCAUUGUCUUGCUUGACACCAGUACAGGAUACAUGCACACCCACCCAAGUCUGUUGGAAUCAUGGAGGCAGGUAGAGGCCUCACCCAGGUUGGAUCCAGCCCUUGGUACAGGGCAAAUGCAAUGUCCACCUUUCCUUCUUGACUCCCUAUUAAGCAUGGAACCCUGGCCUAGAGUCACCGGCCCUUCUCAACCACCUCCUGCCGUGUGAUCCUCUGAGCCUCCACUUCCUCAUCGGUGCAGUGAUGUGGUGCAUCUGCCAGGCUGGUGUGAGCUCGGCAAGGAGCAGUGCUGAGCCCAGUACUAGGCAGUGGGCAGGUGCUCCUUGCAGGCUUAUCCUUCUCCUCUCUGCUCCCAGGCCCACCCCUCAUUACCCCCACCCCCAGAACUGAGGCCCUCUCUUCCCCUUUUUGAGCCUGAACCCCGCAGAACUUGUACCCCUGCUUUGGAGCAGGGGCUGGACUAGGACUCCAGGGUCUCUUCCAGAGGGUUUGGGGAGCGGCAAAUAGUGGGGUGCAGAGUCAGCAGGUGAGGGAUUGGGGCCAUGCCAGCCUGAUUAGGAGGGCUGGGGGCUGAGCUGGAUUCACCUGUCCUUGUCUCUGAUUGGCUCUUAGAUACCAACAACCCCCAAAUCCUACUAAGCAGCCCCACCAGGCCCUGCACAGAUCUGUAGACAGCCAUUGGAUUUCCAGUUCUGGGGUCAGAAGGGUGUCCGGGGAGGCCAGAGGCUAGCCUGAGCCUGGCUCUGGGGAACCCCUCCAUCCGGAAGAACCAACUCACGGCCCUCCUCCUUCACCUCCUGCCAGGACCAUGGGGGCUGGGGCCAGCGCUGAGGAGAAGCACUCAAGGGAGCUGGAAAAGAAGCUGAAAGAAGAUGCUGAGAAAGAUGCUCGAACCGUGAAACUGCUGCUUCUGGGUGCAGGUGAAUCCGGGAAGAGUACCAUUGUCAAGCAGAUGAAGAUUAUCCACCAGGACGGGUACUCACUGGAAGAGUGUCUUGAAUUCAUUGCCAUCAUCUAUGGCAACACGCUACAGUCCAUCCUGGCCAUCGUGCGCGCCAUGACCACGCUCAACAUCCAGUACGGAGACUCUGCGCGCCAGGACGACGCCCGGAAGCUGAUGCACAUGGCAGACACCAUCGAGGAGGGUACGAUGCCCAAGGAGAUGUCAGACAUCAUCCAGCGGCUGUGGAAGGACUCCGGUAUCCAGGCCUGUUUCGACCGAGCCUCAGAGUACCAGCUCAACGACUCUGCUGGCUACUAUCUCUCAGACCUGGAGCGCCUGGUAACCCCAGGCUACGUGCCCACUGAACAGGAUGUGCUGCGCUCCCGUGUCAAGACCACGGGUAUCAUUGAGACGCAGUUCUCCUUCAAGGACCUCAACUUUCGGAUGUUCGAUGUGGGCGGGCAGCGCUCAGAGCGCAAGAAGUGGAUCCACUGCUUCGAGGGGGUGACCUGCAUCAUCUUCAUCGCGGCGCUGAGCGCCUACGACAUGGUGCUGGUGGAAGACGACGAAGUGAACCGCAUGCACGAGAGCCUGCACCUGUUCAACAGUAUCUGCAACCACCGCUACUUCGCCACCACGUCCAUCGUGCUCUUCCUCAACAAGAAGGACGUCUUCUCGGAGAAGAUCAAAAAGGCGCACCUUAGCAUCUGCUUUCCGGACUACAACGGGCCCAACACGUAUGAGGACGCCGGCAAUUACAUCAAGGUGCAAUUCCUUGAGCUCAACAUGCGACGCGACGUGAAGGAGAUCUAUUCCCACAUGACAUGCGCCACCGACACGCAGAACGUCAAGUUUGUCUUCGACGCUGUCACCGACAUCAUCAUCAAGGAGAACCUCAAAGACUGCGGGCUCUUCUGAGGUGGCUCCCCUGCGGGCCGGGAUGCUCCUCUGUCUUGCCUCUUGAUCUCAGUACACCCCAGGGGCCUCAUCCCCAGCUCCCCAUCCCAUCUGCAGGCCCCUCCCCAGCUUUCCAGAUCCACUCCACUGCCUGGCGUCUGGUCCCCGGACUUUCUGACCCUUCCGCUUCCGGGUCCCACUCUAGCUCCUCAGGCUCCACCCCUACGGCCAUAGGCCCCGCCCCUGGCUCACAAGCCCCACCCACUAGCUCUCUUUUGACUCCGCCCCAGUCACUCAGCUAGGGCACUGCUUCCACGCCCAUCUCCAUAUGACUCCAUCUGUUAUGGAUGCUGACUCUGUUCCUUCUCUUCACAGGUGCCUGAGCUCAUGCGUCCCUGAGACCCUGCAGCCCUUGACACCUUGUAGCCCCAAUGCACAUGACCCUAUCAGUCCCCCAGGACUCCUGGGCUCCAGCCUGUGGCCCCACCAGCCACACACUCAAAGCCCUAAACCCUGCUAGCCUUGAGGCCCUAUAACCCUCCCUCGUGGCUCCCAGGAUUCCCAGGUCUCCGAGAGUCCAAUGCCCCCAGCCACCCCAGCACUGCCCUUCACGGCCUGGCUGCACUGGCCUCCCAGACCUACCACAGCCAGCUCCAGCUAGGAGCAAGCAGGACUUGGGGCAGCUACAGCUCACGGUGACUCAGCAGUACCUCUACUGACCAAUCUCCUGCCUCUCUUCUGCCCCAGGAGGCCCAUUACUCACCUGGUGAGUCUGGGUUCAGCAAACAGCCCUCCCUCCCAGAGCUUUAUGAAGGGCAGGGGGCAGGCAUGGAGCCCUCCUCUGAGCAAGCCUUCUGCUUACCAUCAGCCCAUUCUAGCCUUACCACCUCCAUGUGACAGGGUCUGAUGCCCAUCUGCCCAGUGGCCAGUGACUGCCCUGCCCAGCAGAUUCAGGAGUCCAAAGUUCAAGCCAGCUCUGGCCUGUGCAGCUUGUAUGGAGACGACUUAGUGAGUCAGGGCAAGCCUGGGGGCUCCUGGUAGCAGGAAGAGACUCAAGCUGGAAACUUCCCGUACCCUAACCCCUCCCCCCGGAGGCUCUGCCCACACUGUCCUUGGACACCAGAGUCAUGUCCUACUCCCCUCCAGCCCACGGCACUCUAGGUCAGCCACUCUGUCGAGGGAGGGUACUGUUGACACCAGUUGUGGCCAAUGGUCACACUGUCCUGAGGGGUGGCUGGGAGCAGAGUCCAGGUCCCAUCGAUCAGCCCCAGGCAGAGGAUUUGAGACCGGAAGGAAGCCCAGAUUGUGCCCAGAGGGGUCUGCCUCAGGUAGGGUCAAAAGCAAAUCCAUGUGACCCCCUUGUCCCUGCCAGCAGCUUUUCUCACCCUUCCCAUCAGGGCCCUGGUAGGAAAAAAAAAAGUCAUGCCUGAACCAUCAGGGACAAAAGCCCAUGUCCCCUUACUCCUGCUCCCCACUUCCUCAUCAAGUACCUGGUCCUUGCUGAUGCCCAUGGGCCGUAGCCCGUGCUGUAGUCAAGGGCAAAGAACAUCCGUCUAACAAGUCCAGGGCAUAAUUUGCACUCCCUUCAGCUAGAUACACAAACUUAGCAAUAAACCUUUGCGUCAG